UCACUAGUUUUUUUUUUUCCUGGCCCAUGCGCGCUCAGCACACACACACAUACACAUAGUGCCCACAUGCCCGACAGUCCGUGAACGCAGCGCAGUCAGCCAGCAGUCUUGACUCUUCAGCGGCGCAGAGCAGCAGCGGAGCGCGGCGACACUCGGCUCCUCCGCGGCUGGAAAACCGGACACCGACCGCUUCUACGGCCGAGUUUCAACUUUUAAUUCACAUUUUAACCGCUGAACUCUUUACCGGCGGAAACUGGGAGGAAUUUACUGCGAGGAACCAGCGAGAAGCGGGGGAGGAAGAGGAGGGAGAGGAGUCGCUGCUUGGGACCAGAGCCGGUCCAGCGGUCCAGCGCUCUGCUCAGCCCGGCGGUCAUGUUCAGCACAAGAAAGACCUGGGACCUCGGCCACGCCCCCUGCCUGCAGGAGCUCUGGAAGAAAGACAUUUCAUUGGACGCGAGCUCAGUGGACUUCCUGAUGAGUGAUGGUGAAGACGACGGCUCCUUCCUGUCUCUGCCCACCGCCGCCUUUUCACAGCGCCCCUCUCUGACCGCAGAGUUGACCGAAACAAACGCACCCAGCCAGCAUCUGCUCAUCCAGACUCUACAGGACAAAGUGUGUGAGUUUCAGGCUCGUCUUCGCUCUGAAGAAGUCACUCGUCACCUGCUGCUCCAGCAGCUGCAGCAGCAGAGCUUCCAGGAGAAGUCGUGUGGAGGAGGUGUUGGUGGAGGUGUCCAGGCGGUGCAGGAGGAGCAGCUGUCAGCCCCACCCAACGGUGAGAGGGUGCUGCAGCACAGUGAACAACCUUCACAUCAUCUCAUCUGUCCAGAAGAAGAGCAGCUCGUUACUCGGCUGCGCACACAGGUGGAGGAGCUGGAGGAAAAGCUGUUGGAUCAGACUCAGGAGGUGGAGAGACUUCGCUCUGAGCUGGGGGCGACAGACCUGGAGAAGCAGCUGGAGCUGCUGGUGGUGGAGAACGAGCGACUGAAGCAGGAGCUGAAGUCAUGUAGGAGCUCAGAGCUUCAGAAGCUGGACGCUGCUGCAGAGACAAGCAGCUGCAGCAGCUGCAGCCACUGCCCUCGCAGCCAGGAUGCAGAGUCCCUGCGGAGGGACGUGUCCCGCUGGGAGAGCCAGGCCCGGCAGAGGGAGCGGCGGCUGGCCGAGCUGGAGCGAGAGCUGCUGGAUAAAAGCUCCAGGGUGGAGACUCUCCAUCGGCAGCUGGACGACUCCACCCGGCAGCUGGACGACAGCCGGAGGCAGCUGGAGGAGUCGAGGCGGAGGCAGGGGGAGGCCGAGCAGAAACUCACCCUCCGGCUGCAGGAGUGUGAGGAGGAGCUCGCCAGACAGGCAGCAGCUCCCCCCAGAGUCAAGUAUGUGACUCAGACGGUGGAGGUGGAGUCGGCCGACUCUCAGAAAGCUCUGGCUGAGAUGCAGACGAAAAACGCCGCCCUGCAGGAGCAGCUAUCUGUCCAGAGACAGCUGCUGAGAGAGCUGGAGACACAGCUGCACGAGUCUCAGAGGACCUGCGCUCAGCUCAGGACGCAGAUCCUGGUGUAUGAAGGAGAGAUGGAGCGAGCUCAGGGUCAGCUGGAGGCGGAGAUGCAGAACCUGGAGGAGGAGAAGAACCGAGUGAUCGAGGAGGCCUUCAUCAGAGCUGAGAGCGAGAUGAAGGCUGUCCACGAGAACCUGGCAGGAGUGCGUAUGAACCUGCUGAGUCUGCAGCCGGCUCUCAGGACUCUCACCUGCGACUACAACUGUCUGAAAAGGCAGGUGCAGGACUUCCCCUUCAUGCUGGACAAAGCCAUCACCGAGGCGAAGCAGGAGAUCUGUCAGGUGAUCAGUGAGGUGAGCAGCACAAACCAGGAGCUGCUGCGUAAAUACAAGAGAGAGAUGAACCUGAGGAAGAAGUGUCACAACGAGCUGGUUCGACUCAAAGGCAACAUCCGUGUUUUCUGCCGCGUGCGGCCGGUCAGUCAGGAGGAGCAGGACGCCGCCGACGCCAAAACCAUGUUGAGCUUUGACUCGGACGACGACGCCAUCCUCUACCUCUCCAACAAGGGCAAGAUCAUGACCUUUGAACUGGACAAAGUCUUCCCUCCUCAGGCCACGCAGGAGGAGGUGUUUCAGGAGGUGCAGUCUCUGGUCACUUCCUGUAUUGAUGGCUUUAACAUCUGCAUAUUCGCCUACGGGCAGACGGGCUCUGGGAAAACCUACACCAUGGAGGGCGUGAUCGACGACCCCGGCAUCAACCAGCGAGCGCUUCGCCUGCUGUUCUCUGAGGUGACGGACAAAGCUCCAGACUGGGACUACAAGAUCACCGUCAGCAUGGUGGAGAUCUACAACGAGACUCUACGGGACCUGCUGGGGGAGAAUCCCACAGACAAACUUGACAUUAAGAUGAACCCUGAUGGCAGCGGACAGCUCUACGUCCCCGGACUGACCGAGUUCACCGUGCAGAGCCCCGAGGACAUCAACAGGGUGUUUGAGCUCGGUCACAUGAACAGAGCGACAGCCUGCACCAACCUGAACGAACACAGCUCUCGCUCACACGCUCUGCUCAUCAUCACUGUGUCUGGAUUCAACUCUGCUACUGGAACCCGCACACAAGGUAAGCUGAACCUGGUGGACCUGGCGGGCUCGGAGAGGAUCGGUAAGUCUGGGGCGGAGGGCAGUCGGCUCAGAGAGGCUCAGUGCAUCAACAAAUCUCUGUCGGCGCUCGGCGACGUGAUCAACGCACUGCGGAGCAAACACUCCCAUGUCCCGUUCAGAAACUCCCGGCUCACCUACCUGCUGCAGGACUCUCUGAGUGGAGACAGCAAGACCCUCAUGAUGGUACAGGUCUCUCCGUUGCCUGGUAACAUGAGCGAGUCGGUGUGUUCGCUGAAGUUCGCUCAGCGUGUUCGCAGCGUCGAGCUCAGCUCCUCGUCCUCGUCCUCCAGGAGACACGAGAACUCGUCCACCUCGUCCUCACCCACCCACGACAGCGUUGAGCUGGACUCUCCCCCGGUGACCCCCGUACCUCUCCCCAUCUCUCGGGCCAGCAGUGCCGGCUCCACCCUCUCCUCCACCUCCAGAACCCCCAGCAGCUCCCGCAGGAGGUCCCAGUCCCAACUGUCCACAGACAGGCAGGUAGACAGAUCCAGCCCAUUGGUGGGGGACGGUGGGCAGGUAGGUGGGGAUGUAUGCUGAUUGGUGGAUAGCUUGGCAUGGACGCGCUCAGCAUGGCAUGGUGCCCCCCCCCCCUCCACCCAUCUAACACUCCCCACCUCCCAGAGCUCCACCAGCUUCUGUCUGUGCGCCUGCAGAGCCAUGAGCAGGGCCCACAGAGCCCAGAGACCUCCUGUGUGCAGUGAACUGUUUGUGUCACCUGUUCGAACGCUGGAGUUUGGUUCUGGUUCCACACCAGACUCAGCUUCGGUGGAGAAACGAGUUCAAGCCACAAGGAAAUGACACGUCCAGCUUCGUCUCUGUGUCCAGAACAGAGACAUCCAGCUUAGCUUAGCUUAGCUUAGCACAAACACCUGAAGUGAUGGGAAACUGUUAGCUUAGGUUCACCACAGGAGACCAGACCCUCACCAGCAGCUGGUCACUGAAUAUGUGUCAGUGCUGAGAUACUGUACGACACACACACACACACAUCCUGGACACACAGAGAUGAAAGCGAUGGAAACACUGUGUGUGUGUGUGUGUCUGUCUGUGUCUGUGUGUGUGUGUGUGUGUGUGUGUGUGUGUGUCGGUUUAACAUCCUGUUCUCAGCAGAUUUAAAUUAAAUCCAUUAACGUCGUUUCCUUGUGGCUUCAGAGUUUGUUUGUUGUAAGUGAGUUGGUGUGUGGAUGGAUCCUGACCCCCCCUCCCCCCUCCCCCGCUGGUCUGUGGCUGGGCGUCCUGCUGAUGAGCAAAGGAUUGUGGGAUUGCUUACUCCACGUCUACACUCAUAAAUGUGGAAACACGUUGGUAUCUGUUCAAACAGGGAGCAGCAUAAAGGUUUAAACUCCUGUGUCCUGUCCAGGGUCCGUCUGUCUUUAGCAGAUGGACAGAGUGAGACAGGUGAACAGUCCGGACGCGACGCUGAGCGGUGUCAGUUAGGUCUGUGGUCGGGCUGAGCGAUUAAUUACACGUGUGAUCAUAUUGCCACGUGGAAAAAAACGCGAUUUUUCAACCUCAGAAACUGCGAUUACACUCUGUCACGUGACACGCGAGACACCGACUGCGCAUUGACAGUGACCUGCGUCUCCACAGAAGCUGACACAGCGGGAAAUGUAGUGCCAGACAGCAGUAGCGCGUCAGCUGUGUGGGACAACACACAACAGGGGCAACGUAACUCCAUAUGAGCGGACCUCAAAUCACAAUGUUGGUUUAAAAAAAAAUCAAUUAAUUAGAAAUUAGAUUAUUUUCCAAAAUCGUUCAGCCCUAGUCUGUGGACAUGUAGGAGGGACAGUGGACAGUGGACACAGACAGCUAUGAAAUGGCCUCAUUUUGUUUCAGAUUUGUUUCAGAUGGAAACGGUGUGAAUCACCUGAAUGUGUUUAAGAGGCCAGUGUAGAAAAAACAUGUUUCCAUGUUUAUGUGGAGCCGCGUGGACGUGGCCUGACACACGUGGUCUGACGCAGGGACGUGUCUCAUCGCCGCUGACUAAUGGUCUGUCCCUCUCUGCAGGACGACUGAAGCUGACGGCCUGAGAGACCCAGAGACGAUGCCGUGAGAAAUCCGGGUUUGACCGCGGGGUGUCGGCCAACACCCUGAGGACUUUACCUGCUGGGACGCCGCCACCAUGCUGCCGCGGCAGAGCAGGAUAAAGACGCAAAGAUUGAUGGGAACAAUCUUAAAUAUACACUGACUCCUUUCUCCUCCGGCAGAGAACAUGGACAAAUGCUUUGAUUUCGUUGUUGCUGUGAUGAAGGACGUUAAAGGACUCGAGUGACUCUGAUAAAGAACCAGUGAAACCCCCAAAGUUCUGCAGCGCGUUCCGUCUGGACCGAACUCAGGUCCUCACUAACGUUUCUCAUCCUCCCAGAGAUCAGUGUGUUUCCAAUCACAGUAUUUCUUUUAUAGUUUCUUUGUAAAGUUGCACUUUAAAUUUGUAGAUUAUUUUCUAACCCAGUUCCAGAUGUGGUUUAUAAUAUAUGCAUCAUGUGGUUGUAUUUAUGUUCAACCUGCUUUCAUCUUGUUUUUGUUUUAUUGAGAUGUUUUUCUUUUUGUGGAGGACACGGACCGCGUGAGACAUCUGAGAUCAAUCCUGAGAUUAGUCUCAUUUCUGCACGUCUUCUGUCCUAUGUAGUUUUCUAUUGGACACUUACUUCGUGUCCUGUCGCCCUUUAUCCAAUCAGGGUACUCCACUGAUACCGAGCUGUUCAAUAGGAUGUGAGCAAUACGAGGAAACAGUCACGUGUGUACAUGAUUGUUGUUUUAGUUCCUGUGGAUGUUUUUUUGUUUGUUGUUCAUGCAGUGAAUGAAUCUCCGUCUUCCUUCAGCUCGUUCAUCAAACGCUCAGACCUUCUCAGCUCUCCUCGACUGUCUCGUCUCGCUGUGAUCCUGCUGUCGUCACGUCACCUCUGUCGAGAACUAAUCUAGGAAACCACAGGUGACCUUUGACCUCAGUCUGAACAGAUCGUGGUGCUGAGCUUGAUGUGAUGCCGGAGGAUGUAAACUGUUGUAGCUGUAGUAAACAGGAAUGCUUAGAAACGCGAUGAUCAACAUGUCUGCUUGCUUUGUCUCCACUGUACAUUCCUACAGUUUGGCUUUUUUGUAUUCCCUUUUUAAUAAACAC
Molecule: messenger RNA, 5764 nt
Organism: Toxotes jaculatrix (banded archerfish)
Lineage: Eukaryota; Metazoa; Chordata; Actinopteri; Toxotidae
Gene: kifc3
Product: kinesin family member C3
Exons: 21
Coding region: 373-3186 (937 amino acids)
Biological process (GO): microtubule-based movement
Molecular function (GO): ATP binding; microtubule motor activity; microtubule binding
Source: RefSeq, a predicted model, not a curated record